Molecule: messenger RNA, 2115 nt
Organism: Rhagoletis zephyria (snowberry fruit fly)
Lineage: Eukaryota; Metazoa; Arthropoda; Insecta; Diptera; Tephritidae
Biological process (GO): DNA integration
Molecular function (GO): nucleic acid binding
Source: RefSeq, a predicted model, not a curated record
AUGUGUCACUAUUGCAAAAAGAAGGGGCACUUGAAGAAGAUGUGUUUGCAGAAAAAGAAGCAAAUUAACCAAAUUUCUGAUGAAAAGGAAACGUUACGGCAAAAUACUGACUGUAAGGUAGAAGACUUAUUCCAAAUUAGUUGCUUAAACAACAAAGCUGAGCCAAGACGUAAAAUACUUUGUUCUUUAGAUGUGGAGGGUGAACUAAUUUCUUUUGAAAUUGAUACAGGCUCGCCUGUAAGCAUAAUCAGUCUGGCUGACGCAAAGAAAUAUUUUUCGAAAGCUAAAGUGAAGGAGAGUGAUACAAGCUUCUAUAGCUAUUGCAACACAAGGUUGGAAUGUUUGGGAUACAUUGACGUCCAGGCUGUAGAGGCAGAACUUGACAAGCAGGUGAGUGAAGGAUUGUUGGAAAAAACGGAUAAGAGCGAAUGGGCUUCACCCAUAGUCGUGGUACAAAAAGUGGAAGGCAAAGUGCGAAUCUGUGGCGACUACAAGCUUACGUUGAAUCCUGCACUACGCAUAGAUGAACACCCACUACCGACAAUAGACGAACUCUUCAGGAAUACGGCAGGAGGUACAAAGUUUACAAAGAUUGACCUGUCAAAGGCGUAUUUACAAUUGCAAAUUCAUCCGGACGAUCGGCACCUGCUAACAUUGAGCACCCAUCGAGGCUUAUACCAACCUACAAGGAUGAUGUUCGGCAUUGCUUGCGCUCCAGCGGUUUGGCAAAGGUUCAUGGAGAAGUUGGUGGGAGACAUUCCGGGAGUUACUGUGUUCCUCGAUGACAUCAAACUUACUGCACCCGACGAUGCAACACACCUUGAACGAUUGGAAGAAAUCUUACGCCGUCUAGAUAAUCACAAUAUGAGGGUCAACCUUGGUAAGUCACAAUUUUUAGCAGAUCGUAUUGAGUACUGCGGUUAUCUCAUAGAUAAACAAGGCAUCCACAAAAUGAAACAAAAAGUGGAGGCUAUUCAAAACAUGAAAACGCCAACCAACAAAGACGAAGUCCGCUCUUGCUUGGGAUUGUUGCAGAAUAAAGUUGAGUUCAAUUGGGAUGCCAAAUGUGAAAAUGCCUUACAGUCAAUAAAAGACGUUAUGCAAUCGGACAUUGUGCUGACCCACUAUGAUCCUAAAUUACCAAUUACACUAGCUGUGGACGCGAGCCCGACCGGGGGGGCGGAGAACACCAACGCCGAUGCAAUGUCGAGGUUACCUUGCCCGGAAAAAUACUAUUGUAUUGAAGAGGUGGAUAUUAUUGAGUACGAAGCGAUACAAAACAGGCCAGUGACCGUAGAGGAGCUAAGUACAAAAACAAAAGCAGAUCGGGAAGUACACAAAUUGGUCGAAUGUCUUAAAUAUGGUCGCGAAUGCGAUGCAAAGGACCGAUUUGGAGUAGAACAGGUGGAAUUUACGCUACAGAAAGGCUGUCUUUUGCGUGGUAUCAGGGUCUACAUACCAAAACCCUUACGCAAGCGAGUACUACAGGAACUACAUACAGCUCAUUUCGGAAUGUCGAAAAUGAAAAGUCUUGGUCGAGCGUAUUGUUGGUGGCACAACAUGGAUAGAGAUAUCGAAAACUUGGUAUCGAAUUGCAACGCAUGCCAGUUGGUAAGAGCAGAACCGAAGAAGAAUACACCAGUGCAUUGUUGGGCAACACCUACAAAGGUGUUCGAAAGAGUCCAUGCGGACUAUGCAGGCCCAAUAUUUGGAAGGUACUUAUUCGUACUUGUAGAUGCGUUUAGCAAGUGGCCCGAAGUACAUAUUGUCCCGAAUAUGAAUACUGAAACUACAAUACAACGGUGCGAAGAUAUUUUUGCUACUUUCGGGUUGCCCAACGUUUUCGUGAGCGACCAUGGAACGCAGUUUAAUUCAAAGGCGCUCCAAAGUUUCUUGAAAAACAACGGCAUCACACAUAAACAAGGCGCACCGUACCACCCCGCGACUAAUGGCCAAGCGGAAAGGGUUGUGCAAACGGUAAAGACCAAACUACGUUCAGCUAAUUGCACUUCGAAUAGUAUGAAUCGCGAGCUGGCAAACAUUCUAAUGGCUUAUCAUCGAUCAAUUCACCCUGCAACAGGAAAAUCACCCGCGAUGAAUAUGAAUCCCAAGUAA